This is a messenger RNA of Lachancea thermotolerans CBS 6340, 615 nucleotides long. Its product is annotated as CinA family protein. The record is from RefSeq and is a predicted model, not a curated record. The transcript has a single exon. NCBI's taxonomy places the organism in Eukaryota, Fungi, Ascomycota, Saccharomycetes, Saccharomycetales, Saccharomycetaceae. The coding region runs from base 1 to 615 and encodes 204 amino acids.
AUGACAGCAGAGUUCCCACCUUUAGAGGCCUCUAAGAUCGUAAGCCGCAUUUCGCAAAUCCUGAUACAAAGGAACGAGACGAUAGCAGUUAGCGAAGCUGCGUGCGGUGGGCUUCUGUCCAGCUACUUAGUUUCUGUACCUGGUGCCUCUCAGUGGUUCCACGGUGGGACUCUUGUAUACAGCCUCAAGAGCCGUCUCAAAUUGAGUGGCUGGAAUGAGCUGGAUAUUCACAAUUACACAGGGCCCAGCGUAGACGUGGCGCUGCGGCUGGCAAGAAAUCUCAAGUUUGAGCUUGGCGCUACGUACACUUUAUCGGAAACAGGAUACGCGUCGCGCUCCGCGAACUUGAAACUGCCCGGAAAAGAGCAAACGGUGGGGGUUGUGUGCUACGGUGUUUCGGGGCCCAAGGAAGACGUUUCUGCAACGCAUGAUACUGGCAGCGAGGAUAGGUGUUACAAUAUGCAGCAGUUUGCAAUUCACGGGUUAAAGUUUUUGCUACAGCAGCUCGAGAAGCAGGGCGAGGACGAACCCCAAACUAAGAGGGCGAGAGUAGAAGAGAACUCUGAGAGCAGCUCUCGCGGCGAUUCAGGAACGAAAAAAAGCCCUAAGCCUUGA